AUGAAAGACACAGUGGAAGUAUUUUUCCAUUCCCAGCAGCCCUAUACCCACCUGAACGAAGAGGACAUCGCACAGUUCAAGUCCGGUCGGCUUGAUUUCCCCAACACCUACUUCGACCCGGAAAAAGCCCAUCAACUGUACAACCAGUACCACGAGCAAUACGCAAUGGCCGACGAGGCAGGCCUCGACGGCAUCAUGACCAACGAGCACCAUUCGUCGUAUUGGAACAUGAAGCCCUCGGCCAACAUAGAUGCGGCGGUCAUCAGCCGCAUCACCAACCGGGUGAGAAUCGCCAUUCUCGGUAACAUCAUUCCCAUCAAUGAGCCAGUGCGCAUGGCCGAGGAACUGGCCAUGCUCGACUGCUUCUCUAACGGCCGGCUCAUCUCGGGGUUCGUCCGCGGCGGUGCGGUAGAAACGCUCCAGGCAGGAAUCGACCCGACAGAGAACCGGGACCGUUUCGAGGAAGCCCACGACCUGAUUAUCAAGUGCUGGACAGAACCCGGCCCCUUCCGUUUCGAGGGCCGGUACUAUCACCACCGCGUGGUCAAUCCGUGGGUGCUGCCGGUGCAGAAGCCCCACCCACCCGUCUGGUUCCCCGGCGGCAGUAGCCCUGAGAGUGUGGUCUGGGCGGCCAGCCAUCAGUACGCCUACAUGAACCUGGGUGCCCUUAUAGGCCUGACCAGAGGAGCUGAAACAGGUCUACAUUGA
Molecule: messenger RNA, 708 nt
Organism: Geodia barretti
Lineage: Eukaryota; Metazoa; Porifera; Demospongiae; Tetractinellida; Geodiidae
Source: the annotation of a GenBank genome assembly